This is a messenger RNA of Epinephelus fuscoguttatus (brown-marbled grouper), 5137 nucleotides long. It is a transcript of the gene ccdc120a, whose product is annotated as coiled-coil domain containing 120a. NCBI's taxonomy places the organism in Eukaryota, Metazoa, Chordata, Actinopteri, Perciformes, Serranidae. The record is from RefSeq and is a predicted model, not a curated record. The transcript has 11 exons. Bases 462 to 2309 code for a protein of 615 amino acids.
GCUUCAUUCAGUGUGAACACAGUCUGAGGAGGAGGAGGAGGAGGAGGAUGAAGAGCGGGGACCCCUCAUCUGAUCAGAUCAUCGAUCCGCGAUGAUCGAUCAGAGUCUGCAGCCGCGCUGAUCAGCUGAUCCCGGAGCGGCUGCACGAGGCGACAAUCAGCGUCAUCAAUCAAUCGAUCGAUCACACCUGAUGUGAGACGCGGCGGGAGACAAUCAGCUGACCGGGGACGGAGCGGCGGGUCCUGGACUCUGGACUCCGGACCGCUCUCUGGAUCAUGUGACCGACCAGCUGCAGGUUCGAUCCCCGCAGGAGCCGCAGGGAGACCCCGCAGGUCGGAAGUUCUGAAGACUGUUUAACUUCCUCUACAGACCACCCUGGGAACUGCACUGCUAACAGCUAGCAGCUAACAGCUAACAGCUAGCCAGCGGGGCAGUCCUGUAGUUGGUGUUCAGGCUGUUGGAUGGCAACAGGAGUGAACUACUGGAGCUCUUAUGAACCCAGUUACAAGGUGAGCGAGUGCGUGUGGGGCGGCGAACAGGAGUCCAGCAGUGAGGAGGGAGGAGGCGGGGUCACAUGGGACACACACGCCAUGGAGGUCAAAGGUCAACUCAUCUCGGCACCUGACCCUCUCACCUGUCCUGACAGGAAGCAGAGGGAGCGAAUGGCAGAGCUGCAGGAGAGGAGGCGGGGCCUGCAGGCGCUGCUGAGCACACGACUGGCUGAGCUAAGACGCAUCUGUCUGCAGGAGGCGGAGCUGACAGGUGCGGUGCCCAGUGACUUCCCCCUGGAGGCGGGAGAGAAACCCCCCUGUGUCCGCCGGAGAGGGGGCGCGCCUCGCCAAGGAAACAGGAAGUGUCGAGUGGAGGAGGAAGACUCUCAGCGUUCGAAGCCGAAGAAAACUUUAUUUAGUGGAGCUCUGAGGAAACACAGCGACCCUGAACACAACACACACACACACCACGGCAAGAGGACCGUACACAGAGGCUGCCACACAGACGACACAGUGAGGUCAGAGAGCAGCUCCACGUCAGACUCAACAGGACUGGAUAACGAUGACGGCGUGUCUCAGUGUCGCCCCCCGCUGGUCGCUGCUGGUUCUCCAGUGGAGGUUUUCUACCAGAACAAAACCAGGAGGAACUCACUGCACAACAGGACUGACCAUCCAGAGACUCUUCAAAAGCCCCCACCCCUGCCCCCCUCCCAUCCUCCCCCCCUCCAUCCUCCUCCUCCCCCCCCUCGCUCUCAGGACUCCUCCUCCUCGUCCGGCCCCUCUGAUCCAGGUCCAGCGGGGGAGGGCAGGGUCAGGGUUAACGCAGCUCGCCACAGUAACAGCUCCGACGGCCUCCUGGAACGCAUCACCCCCCCAGAGGAGGAGGGAGGGGCACAGCAGGGAGGAUUGUGGGUAAAUGGUCUGCAGGGGUCCAGAGGAACGAACACGGCAGGAGCACUGAGGAGCUCUGAGACACUGACGGACGGUCGGACGAGAGGAAGGGCGAGGACAAAUAACAGCCUCACAGAGGGCGGAGGAGCGGGGCGAGGAAGAGGAGGAGGCAGAGGAGGAGGAGGAGGGUACAGCGAGGUCCUGCUGGACUACGUCUGGGGGAAACAGCAGCAGCUGCAGCGACAGCAGUCCCAGCCCAACAACAGGCAGCCAAUCACAUCACAGCAACAGCUGCUCUACAAUGGCUACUCCUCCCAGCAACCCUCUGGAGCCCCGCCCACCUACCGCGGUCCCCUAGGCGACCAGCGGCGAGUCAAAGUGACCCGCACCAAGUCCUGCGGCCCCUUCCUCCCAGUGCAGCAGAGCCAGACUGAUACCCAUAAUCCUCCUCUGUCUGCCAUCCAGCCAGACCCCCACCCCCAUCUGCUGCCCCCUAGACCACCACAGCUGCCCCCCGCCCAGGACGCACAGCUGGAGGAGGCCACCAGGAGCCUCCACAAGGCCCUCGCCCUGGAAGGUCUGAGGGACUGGUACCUGAGGAACACAAUAGGCUCCACCCACCAAAACCAGACCAAUGGAAAGGUCAACACGGGGGUCAGUACAAAGAUGAACGGAGCGGUCAAAGGUCAGGCCGGAGGGGGAGGGGCUCUGCAGGGCAGACGGAGGACUCACGGUGGCGUCCAGCAGUCGACCUAUCAGACGGAGACGAAUCAUCAUCACGUUCCGACGCAUCACAAAAAGACGCUGCCACAUUCAGCCACAUUCCACGGACAUCCACUGCAUGGCAGGUCUAUGGACGGUUCUCUCUACCACGACUUCCCUCCUCAGAAACAGGAAGACCAGCCGUCUCCUGGAACUCUGGUCUGAGUCACCGACCAAUCAGGACGCUGACGGACAGACACAUGGGCCAAUCCCGGGCUGGCUUCCUGGGAUCACCACCUGUCUGGACUGUGUCCCGUAGGAUCUUCAGGGGAACCAGGGGAACCAGGGGAACCAGGACCAUGGUGGUUCUCAUCAGGUCACACCAGCAGCUGCGUCCUGCAAACCCUGCCCACCAUGAUGUCACACAGUGGAUGAUGAUGUCACUGUCCUGUUGGCGGCUGCAGUCUGACCUCAGGGUGGGGUCUGGACUGGACUCAGGAACUGGAAAUGAGUUUAAUGACAUUGAUGUGUGAACAUCCUUGAACUGACCGGCCCAAAGGGUUUCUGGGUAAAAACUCAGCUGUCACGUGACACGUUAAAACUGACCUGCAGUUUUUUUUCCUGCGGAACGUUUUCUAAAUUUUCUACGACGACGUCUUUGAUCUGACUCUGCUCAGACAAUCAGGACCAAACCAGAGUUUUAUAUCAGCUUUUGAUAGAAGUGAUGAUGAUGAUGAUGAAAGUGUUGCACUCUCACCAGCUGACAUCACCAGCUCCGCCCACCAGACCAGCAGUUUUUAAAGAGUGAACCUUUUGAUAAUCGGACCUGUUUGAUCCCUCAGGUGAGUCCAGGUGAGUCCAGACAGAAACCAGCAGGUGACACUCUUCAGGUAUUCUCACGUCUCUGCACUAAAAGUCUGACGAGGUCUUCGGUCUGAGAGCAAUAAGAGGACGGCGGAGUCCACGUCGUGUUCUGGUUGAACCCUUUUAACUUUUCAGGACGAAAAUCGUUUGCAGCGACAAUCAGACGAUGAUGUCACAGUGUUGAUUGAUUGAUUGAUUGAUUGAUUGAUUGGUCUAUUCAUCGACUGAACGGAGCUUCAGUGAAACUCUUUUGUACAGAUGUCCGUGAACUCAACUUGAAUGAAAUGCAACUUUUAAAAAACAAGUGAAAUCAGUGUUUAAUGGAGGUCGGAUGGAUUCUGAUCUGUCAACAUGUUGAUUAUUGAAUAUUGAUUAGUAAUCAAUAACACGUCUCUCUGUGUGUUGUGAUGAAAAUGUGUUUUAGUUCCUGACUGAUGACGUCUGUGCUUUUUAUUCUGAGUCCACUUCAAUCAUUCAGCUCCAUAAAAACCAGUCUGACCUCCAGCUGCCUCCGACAGGAAGCCACGGUCACAUGACGCGUCACACGAUGAUGUCACACGAUGAUGUCACAUUCAGACACAUGAAGAGGAAACUCUUCACCCAGAACCAGAGAUCAGUGGUGCCCUUCAUUAUGCUAACUUAUGUCUCCUCGCCUCCUUUCUCCUCCUCUGUCAUAGUCGUGCCUCCUCUUUCCUCCUCUCUCCUUCUAUGUCCUCCUCUCUCCUCCUUUCACCUUCUCUCACCUUCUUUCUCCUCCUCUGUCCUCCUCUCGCCACCUUUCCUCCUCUUUUCUCCUCUUUUCCUCUCCACUACUCUCGCUUCCUCUCCCCUCUUUUCACCUUCUCUCUCCUCCUCUCCUAAUCCAUCCUCUUCUCUCUUUCUCUGUCCACCUCUCACCUCCUCUUUCCUUCUCUCUCUUGCCUCCUCUGUCCCCCUCUGUCUUUGUCUCUCCUUCUUUCUCCUCUUUCCUCCUCUGUCCUCCUGUGACCUGGAAAUCUUUCCCCCUCCGCCAUGAUGGAGGGUCUUCUAAUCCCUCAGACGCACCUCAAGGAGAUGAGGAGAGAGGAGACAUGGAGAGAGGAGGCUUCAGGAGGAGUUUAGAGUAAGGAAACACAGGUGUAUCCUAUACAGAAGUCUUUUAUCAAGUGGUGUGACUACGGAGGCCCUCGAGGGUCAUGGUCAGAGUUUUUGCUGCGGCACACAAUGAAUCUCUCUCCUCAGUCCUCACGUCUCUUCCUCGUCUCCUCUGUCCUCACGUCUCUUCCUUGUCUCCUUCACUCACAUCUCCUGUUGGCAGGACUAAGCUGAGAGGAAAGGAAGCGAGUGAGUGAAAUGAGGAGACAUGUUAGCACGAUGAAAUGCACCUCGACCGUAAACGUCACACAGCGCCCCCCACAGGACACAUAUAUGCAGCUUUCGAUCCUUAUGGCCAAACACAAGCCCCGCCCACCUCCAAAGGUUGCUGCUGCUGGCCAGCGUUAGUCUUCACGUCUGACUGGGUGAUGUCAUUUAACUUGACAUCUGAUUGGCUGCAGCAGCUGUCAUGUGACCGCAGCUUCAGAGGAGCAGAAAGAGUCCCAGCAUGCACUUCUUCUAACUCACACCAAAGCAGAACAGAAACAUGUAAAUACUGAACUCUGUGUCCGUCUGAAUCUGAUACGACCCUGCAGCUCAGACGCCCCCGCAGAACGUCACCAGCCACAAACCAAACCCUGUACGCAUUUCUAAAGACGUCUGUUGAUCGAUGUGACUCACCUCUGUCUGAUGUGUCACAGUGUGAAGUGUUUCCUGCUGCUGAGGACGACUCCGACGUGUCCUCAGUGUCCUCACAGUGUUUGUUCAGAGUCCAUCAGGCUCAGUACUGUACAGUACCAGUACCAGUUCUGGGUACAGUGCUAUGUCAUACCAGUAUUUGUUCCAUGUCCCCCUUCAGGUCCAGAACCAGCUGUUGUCCAGCCAUGUGGACAGCCUGUCAGUGUGACAUCACAGCGGUCUCUGCGGUGAUGCGUUCAGGUGCACUCUGUACAGUCCAAACUCUCUGUAAAAAUCAUUUUCUAUCUUUUUGGACUCUUUUGUCAUUUGUACUUUUUUCACUCUUUCCGCUGUUCGAGGUGAAAAUUAAAAAUGUAAAUAGAUGAUUGACACACUGUAAACAGGAUGUUUUUAAAUAAAGCUUUCUCUUUACUGUU